This is a messenger RNA of Pipistrellus nathusii (Nathusius's pipistrelle), 1515 nucleotides long. The record is from the annotation of a GenBank genome assembly. Lineage: Eukaryota; Metazoa; Chordata; Mammalia; Chiroptera; Vespertilionidae.
AUGGCUGCCGAGAAUAGCAAGCAGUUUUGGAAGAGGAACGCCAAGCUGCCGGGGAGCAUCCAGCCUGUGUAUGGAGCACAGCACCCUCCUCUGGACCCUCGGCUCACCAAAAACUUCAUUAAAGAACGGUCAAAAGUCAACGCAGUUCCUCUGAAGAAUAAGAAGGCCUCCAGUUUCCAUGAGUUUGCCCGGAACACCAGUGAUGCGUGGGACAUUGGCGAUGAUGAGGAAGAGGACUUUUCCCCCCCUUCUUUCCAAACUCUGAACUCAAAAGUUGCUUUGGCAACUGCCGCUCAAGUCCUAGAAAACCACAGCAAGCUGAGGGUGAAACCAGAACGGUCCCAGUCAACAACAUCCGACAUUCCUGCCAACUACGUCAUAAAGUCCAGCAGUGAUGCCCAACUGUCCAGAAACUCCAGUGAUUCAUGCCUAAGGAAUGCACUCCACAAACAGCAGUCACUCCCCAUCCGACCCAUCAUCCCCCUCGUUGCCCGGAUCUCAGACCAGAAUGCUUCUGGGGCACCCCCAAUGACUGUCCGGGAGAAAACCCGCCUAGAAAAGUUCCGUCAGCUUCUCUCCAGCCACAACACUGACUUAGAUGAACUGAGGAAGUGUAGCUGGCCAGGUGUUCCCAGGGAGGUUCGACCUGUAACGUGGAGACUCUUGUCGGGCUAUCUCCCAGCCAACACCGAGAGGAGGAAGCUGACCCUGCAGAGGAAGCGGGAGGAAUAUUUUGGCUUCAUUGAGCAGUAUUACGAUUCUCGAAAUGAGGAACAUCACCAGGACACCUACAGACAGAUCCACAUUGACAUUCCAAGGACGAAUCCUCUCAUUCCAUUGUUCCAGCAGCCACUUGUACAGGAGAUCUUCGAAAGAAUUCUAUUUAUUUGGGCCAUCCGGCACCCUGCCAGUGGGUAUGUCCAGGGAAUUAAUGACCUGGUCACUCCGUUCUUUGUCGUCUUCCUCUCAGAACAUGUGGAAGAGGAUGUGGAGAACUUCGACGUGACCAAUUUGUCUCAGGACGUGCUGCGCAGCAUUGAAGCCGACAGCUUCUGGUGCAUGAGCAAGCUGCUGGACGGCAUCCAGGAUAACUACACCUUCGCACAACCAGGGAUCCAGAAGAAGGUCAAGGCGCUGGAAGAGCUGGUCAGCCGGAUUGAUGAGCAGGUACACAAUCACUUCAGGCGGUACGAGGUGGAAUACCUCCAGUUUGCCUUCCGUUGGAUGAACAACCUGCUUAUGCGGGAGCUUCCCCUUCGCUGCACCAUCCGCCUGUGGGACACAUACCAGUCUGAACCAGAGGGCUUCUCCCACUUCCAUCUCUACGUGUGUGCAGCUUUCUUGAUCAAGUGGAGGAAAGAGAUCUUGGAUGAGGAGGACUUCCAGGGUCUCCUCAUGCUGCUACAAAACCUGCCUACGAUACACUGGGGCAACGAAGAGAUCGGGCUGCUCCUCGCCGAGGCGUACCGGCUCAAGUACAUGUUUGCCGACGCCCCCAAUCACUACCGCCGAUAG